UCGUGGAAAACGAAAGCACACAGUCCACGACUGCGCGUGGCGAUUGCACGAUACUUGCUAGCAAUCGUGUUUCUAACCUAGUCGUCAUCGAGCCAAAGUCACGGAUAUCUGCUAAAGUAUGACGAUAAUUUGAUAUAAUUUUCAAAAAUUGAGCUUCGACGAGUCGUGGCCGGGCUAUGUGUAAAUAAUGGAAAGAAAACGACAGGUGACAUUGGUGCUUGGCGUACUCCAAGUGUUCUUGUGCUCUUUGGCUACAGCAUGGGACAACGAUCAGCUGGAGGUCUUCGAUGUCGUCGAAGAAGUCAACAGAAACUUCUACGACCUGCUCGGUGUGCCGCAAGCAGCAAAUGCUUCCGAGAUAAGGAAAGCGUUCAGGAGGCUGUCCCUGCAGUUGCAUCCUGAUAAAAAUCCUGCAGAAGAUGCCGAGCAACAAUUUAGGCAUUUAGUAGCCGUAUACGAUGUCUUGAAGGACCCAGGAAAGAGAGAACUCUAUGACGAUGUUCUCGUCAAUGGAUUGCCAAACUGGCGAUCCGCUGUCUAUUAUUACCGCCGUGUGCGGAAAAUGGGACUCUUGGAGAUGAGCGUCAUCUUGUUCAUAUUAACGACCAUUGGCCAAUACCUAGUCGCAUGGGCAGCAUAUUUUGAAAAAAGAUACACUUACGAGCAAGUGCUCGGGAGUAAACUGCAAAAAAUGCAGAAGAAAAGUAGAAAGAGCAAGGUGGAUGUUCCAGACUUGGCGGAUAUCCUGGAAAAAAUUCCUACUCCCAGCGUGAAGAAUACGCUGCCCUUUCAGCUGCCCCGAUGGACUUUUGCUUCCAUCGUUGGCAUUCCGUCAGCCUUUGGGACGAUGCGAGAAGUGUGGGAAGAAAGGAAACGUAGAAAAAAGCUGGAGGAGGAGGAAACACAGGCCCAAGAGACCGAGGAAGUGGAACCUGAGCCUAUUCCUCGUGGGCCCAAGAGGCGAAGAGCAGCCUUCACUCCACAAGAACGCCAAGGAGAAGACGCGAGACAACUCCACGAGAAGGAAAACAACAGGUCGAAUCACGUCUACGAGAAGCCAAAAUUAACAGGCGGUUUGUGGACCGACGAUGACCUAGCGGAGUUGAUCCACCUCGUCAAAAAGUACCCCGGGGGCACGACGGACCGUUGGGAGAAAAUCGCCGACACGAUGAAUCGUACAGUCGCGGAAGUUACGCACAUGGCCAAAAAGAUAAAGGACGAAGGUUUGAAGCCCGGUCAGGCGGCGGACGAAGUCCCUGCCUUUUCGGAGGAACCGUCGAGGAAGAUCAAGACCCGUGGCGAAUCCUCGGAACCUGCCACCGAAUGGAGCCAGGAAGAGCAGCGCGCUCUAGAAGCUGCUCUUAUAAAGUAUCCCAAAGGAAACUCGAUCGACAGGUGGGAGAGGAUCGCGACCUGCGUCGAGGGUAAAUCCAAGGAGGAAUGUCAAGCUCGGUAUCGGCAACUGGUCGACCUCGUCAAGAAGAAGCGACAUCCACAGUGAACGAUACCUGGAUUGGCUCCGGUCCCCGUAACUCGGAGCGUGUACACUGACACGGCGCUCCGUCGUUCGGAUCGACAUCCUGGGAGCCGAACUUCCCCCCUGGCCUCGAAAGGCCGAUCCUGACCCGGCCAUUUUGAAUCCUCCAAAAAGCUUCUCUUCUUCCUUCCAAGACUGCGACCGUGGUCCAUUGCACGAUCGCGCACCACUUUCUACGCGUGUCUGCCCAAGAUGUACUUAUUUAAUAAAUUUAAUAAUUAAAGACGA
Orussus abietinus is the source of this 1765-nucleotide messenger RNA. RefSeq names its product dnaJ homolog subfamily C member 1. Bases 188 to 1501 code for a protein of 437 amino acids. The record is from RefSeq and is a predicted model, not a curated record. The transcript is spliced from 7 exons. Gene Ontology annotation, cellular component: endomembrane system. Lineage: Eukaryota; Metazoa; Arthropoda; Insecta; Hymenoptera; Orussidae.